Molecule: messenger RNA, 749 nt
Organism: Aureococcus anophagefferens
Lineage: Eukaryota; Pelagophyceae; Pelagomonadales; Pelagomonadaceae
Product: expressed protein
Exons: 2
Coding region: 1-735 (244 amino acids)
Source: RefSeq, a predicted model, not a curated record
AUGGCCCGCGACCGCGAGCCCGCCUGGACGCUCUUAAAGGAGCCCAUCGUCUGGUCCGUCGCCCUGACGAGCGCCAUCCUCUUCGUCGUGCUCAGCGUCGUGCUCUACCGAAACGAGAUGCACCAGACGUGCCACGACCGGAUGAAGGUCGGCGACUACGCGGAGACGGACGGCGACGAGCGGCACCAGCUGAGCCACAUCCUCUGUUGCGACUUCGAGUACCGGCUCACGGCCGCGGGCUUCACCGUCGCGGCGUUUCUGUUCGUCGUCGGCGUCCACAGGAACCUCGGCCCGAUCCGCGUGAGCCUCGGCAAGCGGCAGGCCGUCGUCAUCGCCGUCUUCGCGUGGGUCGCGGCCGUCGGUCUAUGCCUCCUGAGCGUCUGCGACACCUGCGGGCGCUUCGAGGCCUACCACAUGAUCGGCGCGGGCAUGUUCUACGUCGGCGGCUUCGGGAUCAUGUUCGCGACGACGGCGACGUGGCGGACCGUCGAGGGGAAAUGCGUCUGCAACUACCAUAGCAGCCUCCACUGGGAGACCGACGAGAGGUAUUGGGUCAUCGGCUUGGCCAAGGUCUUCUCCCUCGCGGGCGGCAUGCUGACGCUGUUCCUGUGGUGGGCCGACCCCUUCCUCGGCCAGCUCCUCGCCAUCGCGACGAUCCUGCUCACGUGCCUGAGCCUCCAGUUCGACGCGACGUACCUCGGCGGGCCCGAGGUCAUCCCCUUUACCGAUACGUAAACCUUAGCAUUUUC